GGUGAUGGCAGGGGUGGGGCAAGCCAAGGUGGAGUUGUGUUGGUGGCCACCGGGAGCUUCAACCCUCCCACCUACAUGCACCUGAGAAUGUUUGAGCUGGCAAAGGAUGAGUUGCAGCAGCGGGGGUACUCCGUGCUGGGUGGGUACAUGUCCCCGGUGAAUGAUGCGUAUAAGAAGAAGGACCUCUUACCGGCUAUUCACCGAAUCCGCCUUUGCGAACUGGCGUGUGGGAGCUCAUCUUUCGUGAUGGUUGAUCCAUGGGAGGCAAUGCAGAAAGGUUAUCAGCGCACCUUGACUGUUCUCUCGAGGGUUAAGAACUCUCUUUGCAAGGAUGGCUUAGCUGAUCAAGGUAGUCUCAAGGUAAUGCUCUUAUGUGGUUCUGACCUGCUUGAGUCUUUCAGCACCCCAGGAGUUUGGAUUCCAGAUCAGGUCAGGGCCAUAUGCAAAGACUUUGGUGUUGUUUGUAUACGCAGAGAAGGAAACGAUGUUCAAAGGCUAAUAUCCAAAAGCGAGACACUGCAAGAAUGCAGGGAUAACAUCAUUUCGGUUGAUGAGAUUGUGCCAAAUCAGAUCAGUUCAUCCAGAGUAAGAGGAUGUAUAAGAAGAUGUCUCUCGAUAAAGUACCUCACUUGUGACGAAGUAAUCGAGUACAUUAGGGAGCACAAACUUUACAUGGAAAUUGAAGAGACUGAUACCAGAUCAUGACAAUGUUGGAAGCCUUUUCAAACGAUUAGCGGUCAUGGUGCCGCGCCGCUGUGAGUAUCAAUAUUUUGAUAUAAUCGGAGUACCGAAGACGAUGAGAUACCACCCUUAUAAGAAAUAAAGGGGUCUGGCUGCUCGGUAGA
This is a messenger RNA of Lolium rigidum, 845 nucleotides long. RefSeq names its product nicotinamide/nicotinic acid mononucleotide adenylyltransferase-like. NCBI's taxonomy places the organism in Eukaryota, Viridiplantae, Streptophyta, Magnoliopsida, Poales, Poaceae. The annotation marks the transcript as partial. The transcript has 9 exons. Gene Ontology annotation, molecular function: nicotinamide-nucleotide adenylyltransferase activity; nicotinate-nucleotide adenylyltransferase activity. The record is from RefSeq and is a predicted model, not a curated record. Gene Ontology annotation, biological process: NAD+ biosynthetic process.